Molecule: messenger RNA, 6725 nt
Organism: Mesocricetus auratus (golden hamster)
Lineage: Eukaryota; Metazoa; Chordata; Mammalia; Rodentia; Cricetidae
Gene: Gtf3c4
Product: general transcription factor IIIC subunit 4
Exons: 5
Coding region: 378-2831 (817 amino acids)
Biological process (GO): transcription initiation at RNA polymerase III promoter
Cellular component (GO): transcription factor TFIIIC complex
Molecular function (GO): protein binding; histone acetyltransferase activity
Source: RefSeq, a predicted model, not a curated record
GGUCCCCGUCAGCCGCCACGCUGGUCUUCUUAGCAUCUCAAUCACCCACAUGAGACUCACUCUUCCGUGGGUUCUUAGUCGGGCCUAGCACCCAGUGUCUAGCAAAGCGACAUCCCACCUUCUACUCUCAGCCGCAGGCGCGCCACGGGUCAGCCCGCCUGGAGCGCACUUUCCAGACAGGCAGCUCCGCGGCCACCUAGCAGGGUGGCGUUGCCUAGCAACGGCGGGGUCCUUUCUGGCUCGGUGGCGCUCCGGGCCUGAGAGGAGCGAACGGCCGCGGAGGGUGCUGGAGGCGGCGCCGUGGUGCAGGGGGCUGCCGGGGAACGGUGGCGAGGGCUCUGUGCUCCCUGGAACCCGACCUCUGCGCCCCGAGGAAGAUGAGCGAGGCGGACCAGGCCCUGGUGGGGCCCACGGCCGAAGAGCCCUCCCCGUCCCCAGAGGAGGAGGGCGAAGGGGGCGGGAAAGAGCCCGUGCCCGAAGCGGCCCCCGGGCCCAGCGCCGCGUUCCGCCUCAUGGUUACUCGGCGGGAGCCUGCCGUGAAGCUGCAGUACGCGGUGAGCGGCUUGGAGCCACUGGCCUGGUCUGAGGACCACCGCGUGUCCGUGUCCACGGCCCGCAGCAUCGCCGUCCUGGAACUUAUCUGCGAUGUGCACAACCCAGGCCAGGACCUGGUGAUCCACCGCACCUCGGUGCCCGCACCUCUCAACAGCUGCCUCCUCAAAGUUGGCUCAAAAACAGAAGUUGCUGAAUGCAAGGAGAAAUUUGCUUCCUCUAAAGACCCCACCAUCAGCCAGACUUUUAUGUUGGACAGGAUGUUCAACCCUGAGGGGAAGGCAUUGCCCCCAAUGCGGGGUUUCAAAUAUACUAGCUGGUCUCCCAUGGGUUGUGAUGCAAAUGGCAGGUGCCUUUUGGCAGCACUGACCAUGGACAAUCGCUUGACUGUGCAAGUGAACCUCAACAGACUCCAGUGGGUUCAGCUGGUUGAUCUGACUGAGAUUUAUGGAGAACGUCUUUAUGAAACCAGUUAUAGGCUCUCAAAAAGUGAGGGUCCUGGGGGAAACCUGGGGGAUUUUGCUGAGUUUCAGAGGAGACACAGCAUGCAGACCCCAGUCAGAAUGGAAUGGUCAGGCAUCUGUACUACUCAGCAAGUAAAACACAACAAUGAGUGCCGGGAUGUGGGCAGUGUGCUCCUGGCUGUCCUCUUUGAGAAUGGAAAUAUAGCUGUGUGGCAAUUUCAGCUGCCAUUUGUGGGCAAGGAGUCCAUCUCUUCAUGCAACACCAUUGAAUCAGGAAUCAGCUCCCCCAGUGUUUUGUUUUGGUGGGAAUAUGAGCACAAUAAUCGGAAAAUGAGUGGCCUGAUUGUGGGCAGUGCUUUUGGACCUGUAAAAAUUCUCCCUGUUAAUCUCAAAGCUGUCAAAGGCUACUUCACUUUAAGACAGCCUGUUGUCUUGUGGAAAGAAAUGGACCAAUUGCCUGUGCACAGCAUCAAAUGUGUGCCACUUUAUCACCCUUACCAAAAGUGUAGCUGCAGUUUAGUGGUAGCUGCAAGAGGCUCCUACGUGUUCUGGUGUCUUCUUCUGAUCUCAAAGGCAGGUCUGAAUGUUCACAAUUCCCAUGUCACAGGCCUUCACUCACUGCCCAUCGUCUCCAUGACUGCAGACAAGCAGAAUGGAACAGUGUACACCUGUUCUAGUGAUGGGAAGGUGAGGCAAUUGAUUCCUAUUUUCACAGAUGUUGCAUUGAAGUUUGAACACCAGCUGAUUAAACUCUCAGAUGUAUUUGGCUCAGUGAGGACUCACGGCAUUGCAGUGAGCCCCUGUGGUGCUUAUCUAGCCAUUAUCACCACUGAGGGCAUGAUCAAUGGCCUCCAUCCCGUGAACAAGAACUACCAGGUCCAGUUUGUUACUCUCAAGACCUUUGAGGAGGCAGCUGCUCAGCUUUUGGAGUCUUCAGUUCAGAAUCUCUUUAAGCAGGUGGACUUGAUCGACUUAGUCCGCUGGAAAAUUUUAAAAGAUAAACAUAUCCCUCAGUUUUUACAUGAAGCUUUGGAAAAAAAGAUUGAAAGCAGUGGGGUCACCUAUUUUUGGCGUUUUAAGCUUUUUCUCCUAAGGAUUUUGUAUCAGUCAAUGCAAAAAUCCCCUUCAGAGGCCUUAUGGAAACCCACCCACGAGGACUCAAAAAUCUUACUGGUUGACUCACCUGGGAUGGGCGAUGGUGAGGAUGAACAGCAAGAAGAAGGCACUUCCAAGCAGGGGACUAAGGCUGGCCUGCAGGAGAGGGGCAAAGAGGGUGACCCAGAGGAGCCCCCUGAAGACUCACUCACUGCCAUGGGAGAUGCCGGAGGCCGUGAGCCCAUAGAGGAGAAGCUCCUGGAGAUCCAAGGGAAGAUUGAGGCUGUGGAGAUGCACCUGACCAGGGAGCACAUGAAGCGGGUCCUGGGAGAAGUGUACCUGCACACCUGGAUCACGGAGAACACCAGCAUACCCACCAGGGGACUCUGUAACUUUCUGAUGUCUGAUGAGGAAUAUGAUGACAGAACGGCUCGGGUCCUGAUUGGACACAUCUCCAAGAAGAUGAAUAAGCAGACCUUCCCCGAGCACUGCAGUCUGUGUAAGGAGAUCUUACCGUUCACGGAUCGCAAGCAGGCAGUUUGUUCCAAUGGGCACAUCUGGCUCCGGUGCUUUCUAACCUACCAGUCCUGCCAGAGCUUGAUAUACAGACGGUGUUUGCUCCACGACAGCAUUGCCCGGCACCCUGCUCCAGAAGAUCCUGACUGGAUUAAGAGGCUGCUGCAGAGCCCUUGCCCUUUCUGUGAUUCUCCUGUCUUCUGAGUGUCAGAGAGGAGGAUGGAGAUGGACUCGGCUGUAGGAAGUGCCCUGGAGCCUCGAGUAGGUGUGCUGGAGGAAGCCUGGCGCUCACAGGACAGUGGAGAGACUCCUGCCUUGGAAGGAGGGAGGUCAUCCCUGAGCUCAGUUUGCCAGCACAUGCACUACCUUCAGGAACUGAAGAUAUCUUUUCAAUGACUAAAUGCAAAGAGUUUGAGUCAUUUUGAGGUGAACAUUAGCCACCCCCAGCUCCUCACCCAAUGAGGUCCACUUACUUUUCAAGUGUCUUGCGUAAAUCAGUUUGAGUGGAAGCUUCUGCCCCUUGAGACACAAUGGGCUCUUCUAGAGAACCUGAGGACCUCACUGUGGGUUCGGUUUUCAUCUUUGCUUUGGUCUGGAACUGCCUGUGGCUCCAGAGGACUCAAGUUGGUUGGUACGUGACACCCCCGUGCCAGUACAUCUUGAAGUGUCUAAAGCUGUGUGUGACUGGUGUUUGCUCGCAGACUUGUUUCCAUGCACAUGGAAGACAUUUUCCUAAAACUAUAUUUUUGAAGCCAAGAAUAAAAUCAAUCUUGAUGUAUCAAAUGAUCAGGUGACUGUUAGAAGUUAAUGAUUGUCCUUUAUUUUUAUCUCCUGUGUCAUCAGAUUUCCUGACCUAGCUCCUUAGUAUGUCAGAAGAGAGUGAGUACCCCUUCCUCAUCACAGCCCCACUUCAUACCCAACUGUGUGGCCAAGAUACUGGUACAUAAAGGGGAAGUACUUUCUUUAGUAUUAAAUUGAAGCUUCAGUAUUUUUAGCAUUGACUUACCCAGACCUUUCACUGAGUAUCUGGGGGGAGUUGGUGUAGAGACUUCUGUGGAGUUGGAGGUCCUUGAGCUCUGUGCUGCAAGCAUGUGCAGCUCAAGUGGACAAACCUGGGGCUUCUUCCCCUGCCAAAGGCCCUUAAUAAUUGGAAUACAGGUAUUUUUUGUGGGCUUGAAGAAGAGACACAUACUAUUGGUUGACUGCUAGCUCUUAACCAGACCUGAAGCAUUCAGGGAUCACAGUCUUGAGUUUUUAAAGUAAGUUUCCUAGGAUUGGUGCUAAUGAGCUGGACUGGUGCACACAUUCGGGAAUUGUACGUUUUGGAAAGUGGGGUGGAAAGCACAGAACAUGAAAUGCUUUGUUCCUUCAUCAUCCUUUAGACUUUAUCCUAACAUUCUUUCCUGCUUUGAUUUUAUAUCUGUAGUGAAAGACAUUCUGUCCUCCCUUCAGAAAUAGUGUCUUGUAUUUGGGUACCAGAGUGAGAGAAAGACGUGCCAUCCUGUCACACUUCCUGCCUUGAAAAAUAGCUCCACACUGGUGACAGGCCCUAAGCGUCACUGCCAGAAGCUGCUCUGAAAUGUCCUGUUAAGGUUGUUUAAUGAAUUGUUAGCUAGGGUCCUUAAUGUCCUGACUUGGGGUUGUUUCAAGAACAGUAUCUAUCCAGACCUGAGGUGCAGCAAAGAAAGAGCCCUACCCAGUUCAGACUCUACAUGGCUGCAGCAGAGCCUGCAACUGUCACUCUUCACAGGAAACAUGGCAGGAGUAGAGAUGGUAUUGAUAGUUGUCCCCAGUCUGUCAACCACGCAUGCCAAGUCUCCUUUCUCUUGCUCUUUUGAAUCAAACGCCCAGUGUGUUCACAUGGAAUUUGUGCUAAUAACCAUUUAAAACCUAAUUGAUUGCUUAAAGCAGUUGCUCAGUUUUGAGAAAUUUUAACAAUUUGGAGUAAUGAAAGGGUUUCUAGGAUCUGUACUUGUGUACAGGAAGAAACAUGGCAGCUGGAACACAAAUUCUCAAUAAGGGGCUUGGCCCCGCAGUAUUCUUAGGACGCUGAAAUCCAGCCACAGCCAGUUGUUUCCACAGCUAGUAGGGGUUCCUCCCUCCCCUCUAACAUCCUCCCUUACUCCCACCACACACCGAUGUUAAUCUUGAGAGUUGGGUGCACAAGAGAAUUUAGGAUUGAUGGCAGCCUCCUGCAUAGGGCACUUCUGAGUUCUUCUCUAAGGGUCAGUAUAUAGAACCCUGGAGGGUUGAUUGGAAAAAUGGGAGUGACAUCAGUCUUGUGCCUUUUCCAGCUCAAACGUGCCUGUGCUGCUUGGUGAAGAACUUGAGGUGGUUUCGAUUGCAGCUGUAGUAGCUGUUUUAGCAUGGGAGCAAGAGUGGCCAUCGAAUUGCUGCCUUACGUUUAGAAGGCUAGAGCACACUACAGAGAUCCCACAAGCUGCAACGCUGCUAUGUAUCAGGUCUUCUCUGCCUGGGGGUUAUUGGUUUCUAUUAUUCUAGGUAGGAAAUGGGUAGCUUGUUCUGGUUGGUGUUCAUGCUGAAGUCCUGAUUUGUUCACCCCUAGACUUGAAGCUGUCUUUAUCCACUACAAGAUCUGCUAGAAGUUGUCAUGAGCACCAGCAAAGUCUGUGGUCAGAUGUAACAUUUUCCUGCUUGUCCCUCUAGGUUCUAGCAAGUUUUUAACAUCUAUGUAGAAGCAUGUAGGCUAGACCUAGCAACAAGCUUUGCAAGUUAAUUGAAUUGGGAAAGUUUAUGUUUGUUUGUUUUAUUCUGUUUUUUUGAGACAUGGUUUCACUAUGCUAUAGCCCUGGCUAUCAUGGAAUUCCUUUUGUAGACCAGGCUGGCCUUGAACUCACAGAUCUGCCUGCCUCUGCCUCCUGUAUUGGGAAAGUUUAAUCAUUUGCUUGGCUAUGAGGUAUUGGAUUGGAAGGACGUCCCUGCAGGGUCUAGAUGAAGUGGAUUGUUUGGCUUUAGUUCCUGGGAAGCAUCAGUGCCCCUCAUACACUUUAGACUGGGCCUCAGACUCUCAUUAGACCCUCAGCUGCGCUUUCUUGAAGCUGAGACGUUCUUGAAGUUAAAUUAGCCUUGUGUCUAGCUCAACCUAAGUGCACAGUAGGUGAAUUAUCCUUAAAUGGAACUAAGCUACACUCAAAAGCCUUGCUUCUAGCUGCCUACAGACAUGGCAGCUCUGCCAAGUAGCAGGCAAAAGGCAGUGUUCAUGGAUUUUAUUCUUCAAGGCCAUGCUUGUAUGAGGGGAGAGAAUGAUGCAGUCAGGAUUCUAGUCAUGAGCUUAUUUAUUUAGAGCCCAACAGGACCUAAGCAUUCCUUCUCUGUGAUUGAGCUGAGUAGAAAUGGAGACAAUACGCAGUGCAAUUACUCUGUAGACUCUCAAGCAAAACUCUGGUCCUGCGUUGAGUAGAUCGCAUUUUGUAGUUCUGAAUCUUCUGUUUAUUUUUAAGGUUAAAAGUUCCUUAUCUCAAGGCUGAGGGUGUAGCUUGAUGGGUAGAGCACUUGCCUAGCAUUCACAAGGCCUCAAGUUCCAUCCUCAACACUGCAGGGAGCGGGUGAGGAUUUACUGUUUACAUCACUAUCAUGAAGUUCUGUUGUUUUCACAAAGAAAAAUACAAUAGAUUGGGUGAGGCAUGGUGGCACACACCUCAGGAAGCUGAGGCGAGGCAGGAGGGUCAAGUUGGAGGCCAGUCUGAGCUAUGUGGAGAGAACCUGCCUCAAAAAGCCAAAACUGGUUAGGUUGUGCAUCGGAAGAGGCGGUAGUGACGCUGUUGACGUUUUCAGCCCAGAUCUUCAUUUGGCUAACAUGAUAGGAUGAGUGCUUGUGUUCUCACUGUCUCUCUGUAUGGUACUAAUAUAAGCUCAAACACAAGUGUCCCAUGGAUUGUGUUUUUUCAAAGCUUUGUUUCACAUUUGUUUUUGACAUGACAUGGAUGUGAUGUGAGCAUCACACUUGUUUAAACAGAUGUCUGUUAGGCUUAGUGGUUUUACCCUGUUUACCCGAUGCUUGUGCUAAAGUUUGUGCUUGGCUUUGAAUUGUAUGUUUACACCUGACUGUUUUUAAAUAAAGAGAAAAUUUUACGGCUA